Lolium rigidum is the source of this 4073-nucleotide messenger RNA. Its product is annotated as histone-lysine N-methyltransferase 2D-like. Bases 176 to 3484 code for a protein of 1102 amino acids. Gene Ontology annotation, cellular component: cytoplasm. Gene Ontology annotation, biological process: protein phosphorylation; signal transduction. The record is from RefSeq and is a predicted model, not a curated record. Gene Ontology annotation, molecular function: protein kinase activity; ATP binding; protein binding. NCBI's taxonomy places the organism in Eukaryota, Viridiplantae, Streptophyta, Magnoliopsida, Poales, Poaceae. The transcript is spliced from 9 exons.
GUCCCCCAACAAAUUCAACCCAGCCACCAGCCCACCGCCGCCGGGAGCCGCGCCGCCGGGAUCCUCGACCCCUGCCCCGUGAUCGCGCGCGCGCGGGGCGCCGCGGGGUGCUCGAUUCGUGGCCCUAGCGGGGUAGAUCCGGGCGGGGGUGGACCCGCGCCGCGGCGGCGGCGGGAUGGCCGCCACCACCGGCGAGGAGGGCUCCACCGGCGGGGGCGGCGGUUACGAGAAGAUGAAGCUGCUGUGCAGCCUGGGCGGCCGCAUCCUGCCGCGGCCCGGGGACGGCACGCUGCGGUACGCCGGCGGCGACACCCGGAUCGUGUCGGUCCCGCGCGGGGUGGCGCUGCCGGACCUGCUCGCGCGCCUCUCCGACGCCUACGGCGGCGCCACCGGCCCGCACUUCGCGGUCAAGUACCAGCUCCCCGACGAGGGCCUCGACGCGCUCAUCUCCGUCUCCUCCCCCGAGGAUCUCGACAACAUGGUCGAGGAGUACGACAAGCUGGCCGUCGCCAGCCCCAAGCUGCGCGUCUUCAUCUUCCCCGUCUUCGACGCCGCCGCCGGCGGGGACGACGAGGCCGCCGGGUUCGACGCCGGGCUCAGGUACCUCGAGGCCGUCAACGGCAUUGUGCGCAAGGACAGCAUCGCCAGCCUCUCCUCCACGCAGUGCUCCGAUGCCGGCGCCGCCACCCCUGCUGCUACUCCAACUCCUGCCGCGCCGCCUUCCCCGUCCCCCGUCUCCCCCACAUCCACCUGCUCCUACGACGCCGCGAGAUCGGCUUUUACCGCCGCACCUCCACCACCGCAGCAGCAGCAGCCGCUCGUCGACGUCUUCAGCAAUGCCGCUCCCGCGCCUGCCCCCCUCAAGCAGCCGCAGCCGCAGGAGACCGCGCCUGCCCCACAGCCAACCCCGCAUCCGCAGCCGCAUCCGGAGGCGGCGAGGUACAGGCAGCCGCUCUCGCAGCUGCCACCGCUGCCACCCGUGUUCAUGAACGAAGCUAUGCAGGGUAUGAACCAGCCGCCGCCAGACAAUGCGACCUGGUUCCAGGACUGCAAUAUGUGCGUCAAGGCCCUGCCUCACGCUCACUCUGACCCAGUCAUGAAUGACUAUGCUAGCGAUGUGCACGGCGGGGCUGCGCCUGAGCCGAUGCCUGUGUUCAUGAGCCUGCGGCCUGAAGAUGUGGCGAGGAUCAUGAUGGCGGAGCGGCAAGUGCCCGCUCAAAUGGGGGCUUAUGGCUACACACAUAUGCAUCCUGUGCAGCAUGGCGUUACCAACCCGCUGCCCGUCGAUCCAGCUAGCUUUCAUCAGCACGUCUAUGUGCAGCAGCAGCAGCAGCAACAUCAGCAGCAGUUACAACAGCAGCAGCAGCAACAUCAGCAGCAGCAGUUACAACAACAACAGCAGCAGCAGCAAUUGCCACCACAGCAGCAAGUGCCGUCGACUUAUGGAGGAUUUACCCAUGUCCCUGUGAUGGCUAAUGAGAUGGUCUCUCCGAAUUCCGCCCAUUCUGAUAUGGCGAGCUCUCACCAACAAUCUAUGCUGCAUCAACUGCCUUCAGUCCAUGGAAUGGCGCAGUACUUAGUGAGGCCAAGCAAUAAUCCCACUAAUCCGCUGGAAGGCGAAGGCAGUUUAAGUGGCAAUUCGAGGCACCGUGAGGAUGGGCAGGUCCUUCGUGAUAACAUGCCGCCAGUGGCACCUGUGGCUGUGCCAAGCUAUAUGGUGAAUGUGGACAGGAUGAUGGAUUCACUGCGGGUGAGCCCCAACGAGUCCCGCUCGCCUGAGCAAAGGAUGUAUGCUGAGAAUGGUUUACCCCAGAAUGCAACACCAGAGUACCUUCAGAGCAACACCAAUACCUUUUUUGAUGUCAAUGAACCAAAGGUAGCCCCUCCAACUGAACCAGUUCCACUACCUUCUGUGGCCAGUCCUUAUAUGCAGAAUGUCCAGCAUCCCAAUGUUAGCCAUAUGCCACAUAUGGUGAGCAUCGGCGGACCGUACCCCAGCUAUGUCGCCGCUACAAUUGGGCAUGGGGGUCUGCCUCCUUCAGCUUAUGGUGUUGAUCUUGCGUAUGCAAAAGCCACUGUUAACCCGAUAAGUGAGCAGAAGGAUCUUUUGCCUGAAGUUUAUCACAGGGAAGCUCCACAUGAAUCCGUUCCUCCUUCAAAUGUUAAUGCUCAGGUACCAUUACCGACACCAGCAUUGACAAAUCAUGCUCCAAAUGUCGAGCAACUCCAGGAGUCUAGUUUAUCAGGCCAACAGUUCAACAAUGCGCACGCACUUCCACCAAGACCUAAGAGGGUACCAAGCAGGGAGAACAUCAGCUCAAAGGAUACUCAUUCCCAAAAUUCGUUGUUAAAUUGCAAAGGGCCAGAUUUGAAUAUCCCAGCGGAGGAACAAUCAUAUCACAAAGACGCACAUGCUGAACAAGCUCGGUUUGUUAAAGGCGAUGGUAUCACUAAUCCAGACUUACUGGGUAUCGAGGAUGGUCUUGCUGCAUUUGAGCCUCCCCCUCCUUUGCUGAAUGAAGGGGUUGCGGCUGUCACUAAUAAAGUAGAUGGGCAAGCUCACACCAAUGAGGCUACGAAGAGCAAACCAGGAGAUUGGACUUCAGGUCUACCAGUAGAUGAGCAUGGACGCCUGCAGAUUAUAAAGAAUGAUGACCUCGAAGAGCUCCAAGAACUUGGUUCUGGCACUUUUGGAACUGUAUAUCAUGGUAAAUGGAGGGGCUCCGAUGUUGCAAUAAAAAGAAUCAAUGAUAGAUGCUUUGCUGGGAAGCCAUCUGAGCAAGAAAAAAUGCGGCAUGACUUCUGGAAUGAAGCAUCUAACCUUGCAGAUCUACACCACCCCAAUGUCGUGGCCUUUUAUGGUGUUGUUCUAGAUGGACCUGGGGGAUCCAUCGCCACAGUUACAGAAUACAUGGUUAAUGGCUCACUUAGGACGGCAUUGCUGAAAAAUUCCAAGAGCCUCGAUCGACGGAAGAGACUAAUUAUUGCCAUGGAUACAGCUUUUGGAAUGGAGUACUUGCAUAACAAAAACAUAGUGCACUUUGACCUGAAAAGUGACAAUUUACUUGUUAAUUUAAGGGAUCCUCAACGCCCAAUAUGCAAGGUCGGUGAUCUUGGGCUUUCGAAAGUUAAGUGUCAGACCCUCAUCUCUGGUGGUGUGAGGGGAACGCUUCCAUGGAUGGCCCCGGAACUUCUGAAUGGAAGUAGCAGCUUGGUUUCUGAAAAGGUUGACGUCUUCUCUUUUGGGAUUGUUCUGUGGGAACUCCUCACAGGAGAGGAACCGUAUGCAGAUUUACAUUAUGGUGUUAUUAUUGGUGGCAUUGUGAGCAACACUCUGCGGCCGCAGGUGCCCGAGUCAUGCGACCCAGAGUGGAGAUCACUGAUGGAGCAGUGCUGGGCGACAGAACCGUCGGAACGGCCAAGCUUUACCCAGGUUGCUGUCAGGUUGCGCGCCAUGGCCGCAUCCCAGAAGGUGCAGUCCUAGUAGCGGCAUCCGUCGUCGACAAGCUCUUCCCAUAUUCGCGUAUCUAGGAAAAAAGAAAUCCGGUGCUGAUAUAUAUGGCUUCAUUGCGUCGUCCCCUCCCUAGGAUCUAUCUGUUCAUACCCCUUCAUUGUUUCAUAUCUUGUAAUCAUAAGUUCAUCGCCAGCCCCCGCCUGUGUCUAGAAGAAGCAUCGUGAUGGAGACCCCCGUAUUCUUUCAUUUAUACCCCUUUGGCUUUAGAGGCGCGCUUCAAUAAGCUUAGGUCUAUUGUCGGUUAUAGAGAGUCCAUAUUUAUAUUUUUCCUUCUUCCUUUAUUUGUCCCCUCCCCCCUUCUCUGGGUAAUAAUCCAGGUGUUUGGAAGUCGUUGUCGGUCUGUCUGGUCGGUCUGGAUGUGGAACUGGUUUGUAUCUGGGUGGUAAUACAAGUUUUGGGAGACUGAGAGUGAGGUCCAUGCUUGUAACAAGCUCUGCUUGUGUUUUUUGUGUGUUCCUGGUGAUGUUAAUGUAUACCGAAUGGUUCAGUGUCCUUGUAAAAAAAGAUACCAGUUUAUUUGAUUCCCCUGUCAGGCUAUUUUAUCAUUCAGUUUUUCUCA